AUGGAGGGGAAUGCCGAAAUGGAGAUGCUGAGGACACUGAAGGGGCCCUCCACGGGAGAGGUCAACGUGCACCUGGUGGCCAGAGACAGUCCAGGUUCCAGCUCUCACCUGCCCGCUACUGCCUUCAUCAUCCCAGCCGGCUCGGCCACCCUUGGCCUGCCCAGCAGUGCCCUGGAUGUUUCCUGUUUUCCGCGGGAGACGAUCCAUGUGGGCGCUCCGGAGCGAGUGGCUGGCAGCGUCCCCGUCACGGCCACCGUUCUGCCGCAGUUAAGCGCGGGGCCUGCGGCCAGCUCCAGCGCCACCACCGUGGGGCUCCUGGAGUGGACCGAGGCUGCGGCCCCGCCUCCUGGGAGCGGCCUGCGGUUCCGGAUAAGCGAGUACGCACCGCUGAACAUGGUAGGAGCGGAGCAGCCCCCGAGCCCCGAGCUACGGCCCGAAGGUGUGGCCGAAUAUGAAGAUGGCGAGGCCCCGGCGGGAGGUGGCGAUGCGGGCACCCAACAGCCGGCGGACCUCCCCCAGGAUCCUCCAGAAGAUCCCCCCCAGGAUCCCCCAGAAGAUGAUGGCACUUGUCAGUGCCAGGAGUGUGGACCUCAGCAAAGCGCGGGUCCAGAUGCUGCUGGUUCCUCCAAUGAUGACUGCCCGCCACUGUUCCAAGAGCGGUCAGUCAUAGUGGAGAACUCCUCAGGCCAGAACUCCUGCACCAGCACUUCUGAGCUUCUCAAACCCAUGAAGAAGAGGAAGCGCAGGGAAUACCACAGCCCGUCGGAGGAGGAGUCAGAGCCUGAGGCCUUGGAGAAGCAAGAAGAAGGAAAGGAUCCAGAGGGCCAACCCACUGCUCGCACCCCAGAAAGUGAGGAGUGGAACAGCCAGCCUGCAUCAGGGGAGAAGAAGGAAGGCUGGUCAUGGGAGUCCUACCUCGAGGAGCAGAAGGCUGUGACUGCCCCUGUCAGCCUCUUCCAGGACUACCAGGCAGUCACUCAUAAUAAGAAUGGCUUCAGACCGGGCAUGAAGUUGGAAGGCAUCGACCCUCAACACCCGUCCAUGUACUUCAUCCUCACCGUGGCCGAGGUGUGUGGCUACCGCCUACGUCUGCACUUUGAUGGGUAUUCCGAGUGCCAUGACUUCUGGAUCAAUGCCAACUCCCCUGACAUUCACCCCGCUGGCUGGUUUGAGAAGACUGGGCACAAGCUGCAGCCCCCCAAAGGUUACAAGGAGGAGGAGUUCAGCUGGAGCCAGUACCUGCGCAGCACCCGAGCUCAGGCCGCCCCCAAGCACCUGUUUGCGAGCCAGAGCCACAGCCCCCCACCCCUGGGCUUCCAGGUGGGCAUGAAGCUGGAGGCGGUGGAUCGCAUGAACCCGUCCCUCGUCUGUGUGGCCAGCGUGACCGACGUGGUGGACAGCCGCUUCCUAGUGCACUUUGACAACUGGGACGAUACUUACGACUACUGGUGUGACCCCAGCAGUCCCUACAUCCACCCGGUGGGCUGGUGCCAGAAGCAAGGAAAGCCCCUCACUCCUCCACAAGACUAUCCAGACCCUGAUGGCUUCUGUUGGGAGAAAUAUCUGGAAGAAACCGGGGCCUCUGCUGUGCCCACCUGGGCCUUCAAGGUGCGGCCCCCACACAGCUUCCUGGUCAACAUGAAACUGGAAGCCGUGGACCGCAGGAACCCAGCCCUGGUGCGCGUAGCCAGCGUGGAAGAUGUGGAGGACCAUCGGAUAAAGCUCCACUUUGAUGGCUGGAGUCAUGCCUAUGACUUCUGGAUUGACGCCGACCACCCGGACAUCCACCCCGCGGGCUGGUGCUCCAAGACAGGGCAUCCCCUGCAGCCUCCUCUCCGACCCAGAGAGCCCAGCUCUGCCUCCCCUGGGGGCUGUCCCCCUCUCAGCUGUCGGAGCCUGCCACACACUAGGACCUCCAAGUACAGCUUCCACCACCGGAAGUGCCCCACUCCUGGUUGUGAUGGUUCCGGCCACGUCACAGGCAAGUUUACAGCUCACCACUGCCUCUCGGGCUGCCCCCUGGCUGAGAGGAACCAGAGUCGGCUGAAGGCGGAGUUCUCCGACACAGAGGCCUCGGCCCGUAAGAGGAACCUCACGGGCUUCUCCCUAAGGAAGAAGCCUCGCCAUCACGGCCGGAUUGGCCGUCCUCCAAAGUACCGGAAGAUCCCGCAAGAAGAUUUCUCGACGCUAGCCGCCGACGCCAUGCACCAGUCCCUCUUCAUGUCGGCCCUGUCGGCCCACCCGGACCGCUCGCUGUCCAUGUGCUGGGAGCAGCACUGCAAGCUCCUGCCGGGAGUGGCGGGCAUCUCGGCCUCGACGGUUGCCAAGUGGACCAUUGACGAGGUCUUCAGCUUCGUUCACACCCUGACCGGCUGUGAGGACCAGGCACGACUCUUCAAAGAUGAGGUGAGACUGGUCACAGUGACCCACGUCUCUGGGAAAAACCCGGUAUGGACUGUGGCCCAGCUUGCAAACCCUGUGUUCAGAUCACGGCAGGAAGGAAAAUGCCUCUUGGAGACAGGGCUCCAUUCACUCCUCUGCUCUGCACCCAGCCUGUCUUCCAGACCUAGCUCACUAGGGACAGUGAGUUAAAGUGGGUCUUGAAUGGCAUACGUCUGCCUUUUACUGCAAGGAUCCUAACAUAUACUUAAUUCCAAGACCCAAAAGCUUACUGAGGAUAAGAAGCAGUGAGUUGUACAUAAAAGAACCCUAGCUUCACAGACAGUGUGGGUGUGAAUCCCAGUUCUGCCAGUUUGAGCUCUUUACUGUGUCUGAGUCGGCAUCUUCUUAUCUAUAAAAUGAGAUAAAAAGGGAUAAUGAGGGCUAAGUUGAUGACAACCUUGCAGGGCCGUCGUGAGCGUUGGAAAUGAUGAAUGGAUCAUUGUACCAGAAUGUCUAGUAUAAUUAUAUCACUAGCCUGCUAUAGAAUAAUACACAAAUCCUAUCACUCUAUAAGAAUGCCUGGUACAGUGGGGGCUCAGUGGUGGUUCUGGCCCUUAAUAGUCAUCCUUAAGUAAAGAACUUUGUCGUGACUCUCCCAAUUUACACAGUUUGAAACUGGAAGGGACCUUGGAGUUUGUUUAGAUCUGCCUUCCAAAGAAUACACACAUCCAUCCCCCAUCACCCAGGAAAUCAUAGUCUCAACUCCCGGUAGAGGCCCCCUACAGGUCAGGCGCCCAUAAUAAAGAAGUCUGCUCCUCUCCCCUGAGAAGAAUCUCUUUAUCCAGACCCAACACAGCCAGUUCUUCAUAGUAUCCUUGCGUGGCGGAGGAUAACUCCACCCGCUCUGGGUGCUUGCCUCCUAGGCUGGUGA
This is a messenger RNA of Callorhinus ursinus (northern fur seal), 3313 nucleotides long. RefSeq names its product L3MBTL histone methyl-lysine binding protein 1 (gene L3MBTL1). Gene Ontology annotation, biological process: negative regulation of DNA-templated transcription. Gene Ontology annotation, molecular function: histone binding; zinc ion binding; chromatin binding. Lineage: Eukaryota; Metazoa; Chordata; Mammalia; Carnivora; Otariidae. The record is from RefSeq and is a predicted model, not a curated record. Gene Ontology annotation, cellular component: nucleus.